Messenger RNA from Pantherophis guttatus, 14265 nucleotides. It is a transcript of the gene PALS2, whose product is annotated as protein associated with LIN7 2, MAGUK p55 family member. Gene Ontology annotation, molecular function: protein binding. The record is from RefSeq and is a predicted model, not a curated record. NCBI's taxonomy places the organism in Eukaryota, Metazoa, Chordata, Lepidosauria, Squamata, Colubridae.
GAUUAUGAAAAAAUACUAGUUUUUGGGAUAUAUUUUCCACUGUCUAUGAUCAUCUAUGGCUUGUUUAUGGCUUGUUGCAGCUUUUUUUUUUGUUUUGCUUUUUAGAUUAAUAGAUGCAGAUAAUAUUUUACUUGUUACAAAUAAAAACUGUAUUCUGAGUAUUGAACAUUUUUUUCCAAGUUUGCAGCAUUUGGCAUCCAGCAUAGUAAACUUUAGGAAGCUGCUUUGUACAUUAUUCUGUUACCUCAGAGUUGUGUAUAAAUUUAGAUAUUGUACAAAUGAAGGUGAGAAAUAUUUUGCAUGCAUCUUUUUGAAGUGAGUUUGCCCCAACUAUUAAAACAGUUCUUAUGCAAUUUAUUGGCUUUAAUCUAGAUAAUGAACUUGAAUUUCUUGCUACUACCUACACAGCUGCUACUCUUCAUUUUUUUAUUAAUAAAAGUGCAUUAUGUUCCUGAAAUUUUAGUAUGGUUGACAAUCUUGGCUUAUCAACUGAAGAAAAAAUGCUGUCAGAAUUCCUGAAAGCAUAAUGUAACUGUCAUUAGCCUCCUACACAAGCUUUUCAAAGAGAGCUUGUUUGCUAGGAGGAGAUGGGGAUGCAUUGAUUGUACAGUGUGGUUAUAGCAACGUUUUUAAAAAGCUUUCAUUGUAUGAUACAUGUUUAUUUUAAGAAUGGUACCACAUAGUUAAAAUUUUCUACGUAGUAAUAUUUUUCCAGAAAAUAUUUUUCCCCUUUUAAGCGAGGACAUAUUAAGAACGUAGGUGUUAGUGUUAUUUAAUGAAUACUAUUGUGAAGAUAAUGUGUAGUGGUUCAUGAGUUUUUGAAGCUCUGUUUUUGAAGUAGUCCUUAUGGGCAAUAUUGUAAAAACUUUUAUUUUUAACAAUCUCGUUAUUUCCUGUUUGAUGUGCUUUGUCUUUUUAAAAUGGUAAUUAAUUUUUCCUCUGAUUGCCUCUGUUCACUACAGAAAGCAAGCCUAGGGAGGUUUGCUAUACUCAAUUACUGUGCUUUGUCUCCAGUGAUGUCAUAAUUAUUUUUAAUCAUUGUUAAAAAUUAAUGCAAGCAUUAGUGUACUUUAAUGCACAUUAAAUCACUAUUGAGGAUCAGUAACUACCAUUCUGGUCCAGUGCUUCUGCCUUGACCUGCUUUUCCACAAGCAGUUAUUAUAUGCGAGUUGCUUUAUUGCACUUACACAUACAUACAAAAUUAAAUAUACUUGAAGGAUAAAAUUAGUGUUAUAGGUAGUCCUGUACUCAUGACUGCAAUGGGGGACUGGACUUUCAAUCAUUAACUUGUGAUGGUCAUAAAUCAAGGACCAGACCCAAUUUUAUGACUGUUUUUAUGGCAAUCAUUAAGAGAAUCAAGAUGUCAUAAAUCUGAUUCACAUGGUUGUUAAAUGAAUUGCAAGGUUGUAACUGCAACCUAUUCUCCUGACAGGGUGUUUUUUUUUGCCAGAAACCAGCAAAAAAACACUAGAAAUGGCCAAAAAAAAAAAAAAUGUUGCAAAUCACAGUUAUAUGACUACAGAAUCUGCAAUUGGUCAUAAAUGUCAGUCAGUUCCCAUAAUGCAGUCAUGUGACCAUGGGAAGAAGAUGCAACAUAAUGCAAUGGCUAGAAGUACUUUAUGGGUUAUAAAGCACCUUUUCUGAGGCAAUUAUCUCCAAACAACUGGUCUUAAAUCAAAGACUACCUGUAGUUACUAGCAUUCUCCCCCCCACACCUUAUAUUACAAUAAUAUACAAUUAAACCAGUAGUAUUGAAAUUAGAAAUUGUGACUUGAGAAAUAGAAGUAUGGAAUCUUAUCUGAGCAUAUAGAUCUACACCCUAAUGUAGGCUAUUUACUUUUAUAAUAUAUAUUUCAAUAUCUUCUUUACUUUUUAGUAAAUUGUGGUUUAUAAAGGGACACAUAGGUUGCUAUGCAUUGAUUGGCACUUUUAAAGGAUUAUGUCCUCCUACAUCAUGGUUGUCAAACUCAAUUGUGUUAUGGGCCGGUUUGUGACCUAUUGUGAUGUUUUUUGCUUUUGCGGAGUCAUGGUGGGUGUGACCUGCAUGUGAUGUAUCCGAUCCAUGGGCCGCCAGUUUAACAGGCCUGUUCUACAUGCUUAAACAAGUCAUAAGUCUCUGUGAAUAGGGCCCUCGAAGAAAAAAUUAUUUUUCUCGAGAUGGAAAGAUCAGCUUUUUAUCUGAGGAUACAAAAUGUGGUGGAAGAACGGGGGGGGAGCUCUAAGAGAUAUAGUGGCAAACAUUCUGGCUGGGAUUCUGGAGAUAGCUAAGGAAGAUAUUCUGAGAGAUAUUGAUGACGUUUUCCGUGUACAUACGAGUUACACCAGGAGGCAGAAACUUCCGAUAGAGGUCCAUGUUAGGUUAUCCAAGAAAGCACUUAGGGAAGAAGUGAUUUUGAAGUCCAGAGACAAAAUGGUAACAUAUAAAGACAAACAACUGAUAAUUCUGAAACAACUCCCCAGACGGGUACGGGAAUUACGGCGAAAUUAUCAUUUCUUAACUGCUCAACUAAGAAAACACAGAAUGCUAUAUAGGUGGCUAUUACCGGAAGGGUUACAAUUUACGUGGGCAGAUAAAGUGAGAAUUGACAACCUUAGAGAUGCCAGUGAUUUUCUUAUCAGAUAUAUAAACCCCUCAGAAUCGGAUGUGGGAGAAGAGUCGGAGUGCAAGAGUGGGGAAGAAUUAUUAGAGGAGGAAGAGAGAAGGGAACCAGAACAGCUAGGCGGGAGAAAGAAAGGAAGAGGACAGAAGCAAAUAGAGGCAGAGAUAGGAGUUGAGGGACUGAGCCAGAGAGAAACAAGACAAACAAAAAAGAAACUCCAAGCAGAAGGCAAGUAAGGGCAACAGAAGGGAGAAGGGAUGGGGGAGGAAAUUCGUCUAUUGUCAGUUAACAUCAAUGGGCUGAGUAGCCCAAAUAAGAGAAAAAAGAUUUUUAAUAAAUUAAUAAAAGCACGUCUGAAUAUAAUAUGCCUUCAAGAAGUACAUGUGAAAAGGGAUCAUCUUUAUUUAUUGAAUUAUACCAAACUGGGUCAAUUAUAUACGUCUUUAGCGGAAACUAAAAAAAGAGGAGUAGCAAUUUAUGUCCAAAGGCAUAUAAACUCGAAAUUAAUUUUUGCAGAUGAAGAACGGAGACUUCUAAUUUGUUGUAAAAAAUGCUUACUGGUUUGUAUUUAUGCACCUAAUGGGAAUCAGAAAGACUUUUUUCAGAAUCUCUACAGUAAAUUGGUAGAAUAUGAUUACUCACACAUUUGUGUAGUGGGGGACUUUAAUGCCAUGGAUGAUAAAAAUAAAGACUAUAUAUCUGGAAACAGGAAACAGGAGGGGAAAAAGAGCUCUGUAAAGAAAAGACUGCCUAUUAUUUGCCAUCAAAUACAAGAGGAAUUUGAAUUUAAAGACAUUUGGAGGGAAAAACAUCCAGAAGAUAGACAAUACACAUACUUCUCCACCAGGCAUCAUUUUGGUCGUGGAUAGAUGCGGCUUGGAUGUCAGGGGAAUUGCGGCAGGGAACACAGAAAGUAGAGAUAGGUGUCAAUGAGUAGGCAGACCAUAAUCCACUCUGGAUAUCAUGGGGAGGGUUGAAAACAAGGCCUAGGUGGAGAAUGGACGUGAGGGUCCUCAAAGAUGAAUAAUUUUUAACUUAUGUAAAGAAGGAGAUGGGUUUUUUCUUCCGGGAAAAUAAUAAUGAAGAUGCAAACUUUUAAAAUGUAUGGGAAACAGCUAAAGCAGUGUUUCGGGGUUUAGUGAUAAAUUAUACAGCUGGGAAACGGAAGAAGGAGAAGGCUAAAUGAGACAAAUUAUUAGAAGACCUGACAAGAAGUGAGGUUGCAUUGCGACAGGACCCAAAUAAUAGAGAACUUAAUAUGAAUUUGAAAUUAGUGCGACAUCAAAUUAAUUUACUAGACCAAGAGGAUUUAGAAAAAAAAUUAGGUGGAUGAAACAAUGACAAUUUGAAAAUGCAAAUAAACAGGGAAGAUGGCUUACAUACCGAUUAAAAAAAGAAAAGGAAAAGAGUAGAAUUCACAAUUUGAGAGAUGGAAAUGGUGAUUGGAUCACAGGGGAAGAAGGGAAGAAAAGAAUAGCGCAGGAAUUUUAUACCGAUUUAUAUAGAAAAGAAGAUAAGCCUGAGCAAGAAAUAAGGAAAUACCUAGAAGAAUCUGACCUACCCAAAAUAUCGGAUAUGUCUAGGGAAAUACUGGACAGGGAGAUAAUGGAAGGGGAAAUUGAAAGGGUUAUGGGAAAACAAAAAACAGGAAAGACUCCCAGUAUGGAUGGUCUCUUGAUAGAAUAUUAUAAGGCACUUUGGGAAGUCUUAAACCCUUAUAUGACAGACUGUUUAAUGGGGUAAUCUGGGAGGGAAAGAUCCCGAAUUCCUGGUCAGAAGCGUUAAUAACCCUCUUGCCAAAGGAUAGUAGUGAUUUAUCCCUAAUCCAGAAUUAUAGACCUAUUUCGCUCCUUAACGCAGACUACAAACUAUUUGCGGCAGUAUUAGCAGAGAGGCUAAAAAGUUUCCUAAGUCAAUUUAUACAUGAAGAUCAAAAUGGCUUCUUACCCUGUAGAUAGAUUAGAGACAACGUGAGAAUAAUCAUGAAUGUUUUGGAACAUUAUGAAACCCACAUUGAUAAACAAUUGGCUUUGGUUUUUGUGGAUGCGCAAAAAGCCUUUGACUGAGUGAGCUGGAGUUUUUUAGUGGGCUUAUUACAACAUAUGCAAUUCGGGGAAAGGUUUAUCCGGGAAAUUUGAACAAUCUAUUCGAAGCAGUCUGCCAAAAUUUUAAUUAAUGGAGAGGUAUCUGAACAAAUCUGCAUCGAGAAAGGAACUAGACAGGGGUGCCCGCUUUCUCCAUUGCUAUAUCCUAACAUUAGAACCUUUAUUGAGGGAAAUUAGGUGCAACUUGGGGAUAAAAGGAUUGCAUAUUAAGGACCAACAAUAUAAGGUACAAGCAUAUGCCGAUGACCUAGUAUUUAUAUUGGAAGAUCCUAUUCUAUCGGGCCCAAAUUUGAUCUAUGAGUUAGAAAAAUACAGAAAUGUAGCGGGCUUAAAAAUAAAUAAGGAAAAAACUAAGGUUAUCAUUAAAAAUUUGACAACAAAGCAGAGUAAGGAAUUAGAAGUGAAUUUGGGAUUUCAAAUUGUCAAUAAAUUACGAUAUCUAGGUAUUAUAUUAGCAGCCAAAUGCUCAACAAUCAAGAUAAUUACUUGAAAUUACUUCAACGAACAGAACAGGACUUAGAGAAAUGGAAGAACCUUCAGACGUCUCUAUUAGGUAGGAUCGCGAUUAUAAAAUCCUAUAUUCUCCCAAAAUGGACAUAUUUAUUUUAUACAGCACCAGCUAGAUUAGACAACAAUUUCUUUAAAAAGCUAAAUUAAUGUGUUCUUAAAUUUAUCUGGCAAAAUAAAAAGCCCAGAAUUAAACUUAAAAUGCUUCAAGAGAUGAAAGAAAGAGGGGGAUUCGGCUUACCAAAAUGGGAAUAUUAUUAUCAGGCUGCAAACUUAGUUUGGAUAAGGGAAUGGAUCCUGCUGAGAAGAAGACGAUUGUUGAUUCUGGAAGGUUCGGGAUUACAACAGGGUUGGCACUAUUUUCUUUGGCAAGAUAAGAUUAAAAAAUAUAUGAGCUUUGCAGGUCAUUAUGUAAGGAACAUCUUAAUUGAAACAUGGAGAAAAAUCAAGGGUAAAUUCUACUUCUUGACCCCGUCUUGGUUGGUCCCACUAGAAGCUAUAACAUAUAGCUCGCUUUACAAUAAAGAAAAACACCUAUCUUACCAGGAGCUAUUGGAUGCUCAAGGCCAUUUAAAAAUAAGAACUGAGUUAGAUCUUCAGGGAAUAGAAUUGGAUUGGUGGUCUUAUGUCCAGAUCAGCUCUAAACAUAAGAAAGACAAGGAAAAAGGUGGCAUAGAUAUGACCCAGCAAGAAAUAAAUAAUAUUAUAUUAGGAAAGGAGGAAAGAAUGUUAUCCAAGAUUUAUUAACUCUUAAUAAAUUACUGGAUAGGGGAUUAGAUUGUUAAAGAUUCAAUGAUUGCCUGGGAAAGAAAUAUUGGUUACUCAAUUGAGUUGGUAAAAUGGGAAGAAAUAUGGACGAAACAACUGAAACUCCUGAUGGCAACCACUUACAAAGAAAACUUGUAUAAGAUGGUGUAUAGAUGGCAUCUCCCUCCUGCCCGACUAUCCAAAAUGUUCCCAGGACUCUCCGCAAACUGUUGGAAAUGUGGGGAGAUAGGUAUUUAUUUUCACGUAUGGUGGACCUGCCCCAAGGUAAUUGAGUUUUGGAGACUUACACAGGGAUGGAUAUUAGAAAUCACUGGAUAUAAAUUACAAUUGAAACCAGAAUACUAUCUAUUAAAUAUAAGGCCAGAUAAGAUAGGCACGAAUACAUGGUGUCUGAUUGUAUAUAUCACAACUGCAACAAGAAUAUGUUUUGCUCAAUAUUGGAAGUGGAAAGACUUACCGGCUGAAGAUUUGAUUUUGGGAAAAAUUAUGGAAUAUGCGGAAGCUGACAGGUUAACAAAAAUUUGGAGAGAUCAAAAGGAUUCCGCAUAUUUUCAAUGCUGGGACCAAUGGUAUACUUGGUUGAAUAAUAAAAUAAAAAGAAGUAGCAAUGCAGCAAGUUUUGGAUAAUCUUACUGAUUUACCCUCAUCAUCAGGAGCUGAAGAAAUAGACCUUAUUUUCUUGAAAGGAAUUAUGGAGAAUCCUAUUGUAAAAUCACUUGCUAAGGCUCAUGAACGAUUAGAGGAUUCUAAACUUGAGGCUGUGAGUGAUAACAAUCUGGAGCUGGUCAAUGAGAUUCUUGAAGACAUCAGUCCAUUAAUAAAUAAAGAUGAAAACAUUGCCGAAUUAGUUGGUAUACUAAAGGAACCACACUUUCUGUCACUCUUAGAAGCUCAUGAUAUUGUGGCAUCAAAGUGUUAUGAAUCUCCUCCCUCUAGUCCAGAAAUAAAUAAUGCUUCGGUGAAUAAUCAGAUAGUACCAGUAGAUGCUAUUCGUAUACUUGGCAUUCAUAAAAGAGCAGGGGAGCCUUUGGGUGUGACAUUUAGGGUGGAGAAUAAUGACCUGGUGAUUGCAAGAAUCCUUCAUGGAGGAAUGAUAGACCGACAAGGUCUCCUACAUGUAGGUGAUAUCAUUAAAGAGGUUAAUGGUCAUGAAGUUGGAAACAAUCCAAAAGAAUUGCAAGAACUUCUGAAGAGUAUUAGUGGUAGUGUCACUCUGAAGAUUCUUCCUAGCUACAAAGAUAAUAUUGUUCCCCAACAGGUAUUUGUGAAGUGUCACUUUGAUUAUAAUCCAUUCAAUGAUAAUCUCAUUCCAUGCAAAGAAGCUGGUCUUAAAUUUUCCAAGGGAGAAAUUCUUCAGAUUGUAAAUCGAGAAGACCCAAACUGGUGGCAGGCCAGCCAUGUCAAGGAAGGAGGAAGUGCAGGACUUAUUCCUAGCCAGUUUUUAGAAGAAAAGAGGAAAGCAUUUGUUAGACGGGACUGGGAAAAUUCAAGUCCUUUCUGUGGGACAAUAAAUAGUAAAAGGAAGAAAAAAAUGAUGUAUCUCACAACUAGAAAUGCAGAAUUUGAUCGACAUGAAAUUCAGAUAUAUGAGGAAGUAGCAAAAAUGCCUCCAUUUCAAAGAAAAACACUGGUCUUAAUAGGGGCCCAAGGAGUUGGCCGAAGGAGUCUGAAAAAUAGAUUUAUUGUACUGAAUCCCACAAAAUUUGGAACCACAGUCCCAUUUACAUCACGGAAACCGAGGGAUGAUGAGAAAGAUGGACAAGCAUACCGGUUUGUGUCACGAAGUGAAAUGGAGGCAGAUAUUAAAGCAGGAAGAUAUUUAGAACACGGGGAAUAUGAAGGAAAUCUUUAUGGUACCAAAAUAGAUUCUAUUAUUGAAGUGGUUCAGACUGGAAGAACAUGUAUCUUAGAUGUGAAUCCACAGGCACUUAAAGUGUUGCGGACAUCAGAGUUUAUGCCCUAUGUAGUUUUUAUUGCUGCUCCAGAACUUGAAACCCUGCGUGCAAUGCACAAAGCUGUGGUUGAUGCAGGAAUUACAACCAAGCUUCUAACAGAUACUGAUUUGAAGAAAACUGUUGAUGAGAGUGCACGGAUCCAGAGAGCUUAUAGUCACUACUUUGAUCUGAUUAUUGUGAAUGACAACCUAGACAAAGCUUUUGAGAAGUUGCAAACUGCUACAGAGAAAUUGAGAAUGGAAUCACAGUGGGUCCCGAUUAGCUGGGUAUACUGACAGUUCUUUUAAAGAUGAAACAAACAUCAUGUAAUGUUAGUUGAAACAAACACUAUACUAAGAAAAUAUUGUACAGUGGUGCCAGAUACUUGGCAGGACCCAAUAUGUUUUUAUUUUAUGUAUAUUAAAAUAAUAGUAUGCUAGUCAAAUUUUUUAUACAAAAUGUUGAAGGGAAAGUGUACUUAAUAUGUGAUUUAUUUUAAUUUUUCUAACUUUUUACAAAUAACCUUUUUAUUCAUAUCACAUGAAGGAAAUGCGUUGAAGCAUUUUUAUAAAUGUUUUGAUUUACUACUUUGCCUUUACUCAUCUAAAGAACUUUCCAGUCAUUCAUUUAUACAUUUGAUCUUACAUUUUCACUGUGAUAAGGAGAAAAAUACUUGAAAAGGUUUUUGUAAAACUCUGUUUUAAAUCAAAUGUUUCAUCUUAUUAGUUUUUAUUAUUUAGAUAUAAUCCUUGUUCUAAUAAGCAUAUCUCCUUGACAUAAACAGAACUUUAAUAAAGCAACCAGCACUGAGCCAUGUUACUGAAGCAUAUUUGCUUAAUGUUAUCCAUGUUUUGCAGCUGUUUUGUCUUAGACAGAUGUACUGUAGACUUUUAUGUAGAUUCCCUUUUUACAUAAAUGUAAAAGCAAUAUCUUGAACUUUCCCUAAGAGACUCUUUUAAAAAGCCAACAUUUCAACCCAUUCAGUAAGUAUUUUUCAAAGAAUUCUCGUAAUGUAAAUUCAUUGUGUUUGAGGUAAUGGUGAAGUAGCCUGAAAGAACCUCACGCUACAGAGUCUUAGUGAAGAGCUCAGCAUGUAGAAUGUAUGUUCUUAGUUGUGGAAAAUUCAUAGCUUAGAGGAACAAAAUCUGCUUUUUUAUUAUGACCUCGCUCUGUAUUUGUAUAUCGUUCUAUGACGACUGGCUUUUAGUUUAUACCAGAGUAUUUAUGAGUGAUUUUGUGUGUUAUAAAACGUGAUGUGAUGGGGCUUUGAGCUGAUCCUUUGUGUUACAUGGCUUUAUUCACCAAAUAGAGUGUGAAACUAAAAUUAUUGUCAGAUGCUAAAAUUCAGUGUUAUUUAUCAAAGAAUUUAUUUUUGUUUCACACUCACGUUUUACAGUGUUAGCUAAUAACUUUUCCCUUAGUUAGUUCGUCAUCUUAGGUUCAUAUUUACUGAUUACAUAAAUGGAUUUCUGAUAUAUAUUCUAUUGAGGGGAUGUAGAUAUGGAUGAUUACUAAGAGGUAAUAAUUUGAUGAUCAUAUUUUAUAUUACGUCUGCUAUUAUAAAUAGAGCCAGACAUUGCUAACACAUAGAGAGUCUGAGGUAGCUAUCAUUUCCCCAUUUCAUUUAUUUUGCAUAUGAGUUUGGGCACUAGGAUUACAGAGCUUAUUUUCAAUACCAAAGUAUCAUACACAAGAUGCCAACAAUGAAAAAAUAUUGGAAAAGGCCAAGAGAGUACAAACUAGCGUUUAAGUAUUUUGCCUUUUAAGAUGCACAAGGAAACAGGGUUUCAAUAAUUUUUAGUUUAUAUAGAGAAAUGUUGAUACCAAAAAGGUAUUGUAGACUAAAAAAAACCUUUGUGGUAUUUUUUUAAAGAUUUAAGUAUAUUUUGUAAAUGUUAUGCAAAUAAUUGCAUAUCUGUGUCUUAAUUGCUAUCGGUAUUUAGAAAUUAGCUUCUAACAAUAUGAAAUAUUGUACAGAAAUUUAUUUCUGUUGCAUUAAUUCUGUAGAUAGGCUGAUGUUAAGUAUUUAAAAAUAUGUAUACCUGAGUCUGGGGUAAAAAAUUUCCAGUACCCAAAAUGACAUUUUACUCUGUAAUUUCAAUGUCAUUGUAGGGUUAUGAAGUGGGAUAAAGUGUAAAAAUGACUAUACUUUUAUUGAAUAUAAUACUGUUUGAAUGGAGAUUGAGCGGAAGGCAUUACUGAAACCUGAAGUCAAAUAACUGCUUCUCAUUCCUUUGUUUUCUAUUAUUACAUUAGCAUUCCAGUUGGUUUGAUGCUACUGCUCUUUGCUAGAUGAGUUUUUGGGCUGCAUUUUAAGUAGCCGGGAUUAAAGUUCUGUUCAGAUUCUACCUGAACUAUUUUAUUAAAAAAUAAAAUGUUCUCAAGCAGAAUACUUGGUCUACUCAUGUCUUGUUUCUAGCCAUUGAUUUGUAUUAUCCACUCCUGUUGGAAAGCAGAAGGUUUUUCAGAUUGGCCUUAGUUGAAGGAAAGUUUAGCAAGUGAUUAAACGAAUUUGAUGUUGGUUUUAAGGUUCAGAAGGUCAGUUUUUCCUGUCAAAAGCAGGAAGAAGAAAAACAGAGUAUCAGUAUUUGCCUUAAUGGCUUUCUAAAGAAAUGGUUAACAGUAGGGAAUUGGUCAAGAAACAUUUUAUAUUUUCUCUGGGCAAGACUUUUUAUGCUGGUACCCCUAUAUCAUCUUGGGAGAACUGCUCAUGUCACAGAAUUCACUCUUGGCAUUAAUAUGGGAAUUUAAACCACAGGUCCUGAAUGUAACAGGAAGAGUUAGUUCACUGCCAUGCAUAAGAAUUACUGCAUUUGAUAUAAAAUACACCUCUAUGCUCAGUCACAGACUAUCACUGCACAUUAUAUAGGCCAUUCACUGUUUUUGCUGCAUGGGUAUAGUAGUUCAAGCUAUGAAAUGAAACUUUGAAUACCCAUGAAUUUAUCCUCCCACUGAAUGGCAGCAAUGGAGAAGUAUGUAACAGGCAAAAUGAGGUGCAGAAUGGAUUAAUUGGAAAGGUGUAAAUCAGAGGCAGAACAUUUUAAGUGUCCUAAUUUCAGUUCUUGGCAUCUUUGUCUGCAACUGCAGAGUUCCUGUCAAUGAUCUAAACUGAUAUAGUGCAAAUUCCUAUGGAUAAUAAAUCCAGAAUAUACCAGACAUGUUUAACCACUUUACUCAAAGGAUAAAGUAUAUUUAUCCUUCCUUCAUUAAUAGAGUAAAUGUGAAAUCAUAUAAGGGUGAUUCCAUGUGUACUUCAAUAUAAAAAUGAAAAAUGUGUCUAUGCUUAACAUGAGUACAUGAAAUGGGAAGAAAAUAUUGCUUGCUGACAUUAGGGUACAUAAUUAUCUGUACCAAAGUAAAUAUAUAUUGAAAUAUAUGUGCUAAGUGUAUAGGUAUGCCUGUGUAAUAAUAGUAGAAAACAAUGGUUUAUGCAAAUGCCUAUACUAGAUGUUAACAUGGAUCAGUAAAUAAUAUUCAUUGUUCUGUUCUAUAAUUUUACCAAAAAUUAUGGAAUGGAAAAAAAUCAAUAAAAGUGCAUGACAGUUAUUAUAACGUUACUUAUCCAUUAAGGCAAUCCAUAAUUGUAUCUGUUUAAGCUUUUUUUAAAAAAAUAAUAAUUUUCCAUAAAUUUAUAUAGUUUAUACAUUGUGGUAACUUUAAAUUAUACAUAAGCUACAAUAGGUCAUACUGAAUUCACAGGGACUAUAAAGUUCCUGGAAUAUAUAAUUGUUAUAUGUUUAUUUAAGCUUUUCAUUUAUAUUAAAUUUAUAAUAAAAUGCAGAAUAUAUGAAUCAUGCUGAGUCAGACCUGAAUCAAAGCUAAUUUUAGUUUCUAAUGUAAAUGCCUAUUUCUCUAUAGCCAGUAACUGAAUCUUCAAGGAGAAGCUGCUACUGUUUUAAACUAUUUUUGGCCUUCAAAAUUUAUAAAUACAAAUAUACUAACCAAUAUAAGAACAGAAAGUGUCAGAAAGACAGUUGUCAUAAUCAAGGAAAAUUAUAAAAAAAAGAACUUAAGAGCAAGAGCUGAAGAAAGAGAAUAAUAGAAACUGAGGGACGUUUUAAAUCAGGGGUCCCCAACCCCUGGCCUGCAGUCCACUACUGGGCCAUGGCCCAUUCAGAACCAAGCUGCAGAAGAAGCAGGCAAGCGCACAAGUGUGUUCAGCUCCACUUGUACGCACAGCAGGCUGGCAAGCCUGCAUGUACAGUUCCAUUUGUGUGAGUGGCAGGUACAUGUGGAACCAUCCCCUCUCCCCUCCCUACCAGUCUGCAAAACUGGCAAGAUUGGAGACUGCUGUUUCAAAUGACAGUUCAUGUUGGUGCUUCAGGAAAAAUUCUAUUUCUUUCUAUUUAAUUUACUAGUAUCACAGAUACCCAGCGCGUUUAAAAUUAUGUACAAAAUAUUUGAGUAAUUUUUUUGUGGUUAAAAGAUUUUGGAAAAGAAAAUACUCAAAAAUAACAGCAAUAAUUUAACUGCUAAAUUAUCUACACAAGAUCUGGUAAAUCCUAUCUAUAAUAAUAAUGAGUUCCUAAAAAUGAUGUUUUAGCAAUUUGUGGAAUCAGCAGCAACUGCUAUUUUUGAGAAAGAUGCAAAAUUUUGAAUGCAAACUGCCCUGUUCAAAUCUGUAUAUGAUACUGAUAGAAAGGAUUAGAGUUAGGUACGUACUUUUGGAAUAAAAAUGUAAAAUACAGAACUUUUUUGGGAAUAUUUGUCUGAAAUUCAUUUCAGUUCAUGGGUAAUUUUUUAUCUGUUCAGAAUCAAAUAUAGUCUACAGCCAUUGCACAUUAUUACUAUUUUGCUUUGUCUUAUCUUGGUUCAAUUGGCAGGAGUUCCCAUAAUAAACCUUGGAAACUUACAGAGAAAACAAAGCAACCCUUAAACUAUCUCAAAAGCUGCUUUCAUCAUGUCAUAUUGAAAUAUUUGUGUUUAUGAUGUAAAUUGCUUUGGAUUAGUUUUCCAUUAAAGUUCACCGUGACUGGAACUAUGUAUUGGAUAAUCCUUUCUCUACAAUAUUAAAAUAGCAACAUCCAUGACAAAAAAAACAAAACCCCAGGCAACAAACUAAUGAGAUUCCUAACACCUCUUAUCUAUUUCAUUACAUACAGUAGGUAGUUCUCAAUUAGCAACUGUUGAAAGUUACAACACCUACCCCCACACAAAAAAAGGACUUAUUACCUGGAUUUGAAGUUCUGAUGAUCACCCCACUGUCACAUGAUCACACUUUGGAUACUGUUCCAUAAAUAUUUGCAGUGUCCUGCAGUCAUGUGACAGCAAUUUACAUUUUUUGCUGGGAACCGGUGUUUACUUCUGGCUUCCAGAAAAAAGCACCCAUAUAUGGGCAAUGAGUUUACUUAACAACCACUGUAAAAAGGUCAUAAAACUGGGCAUGGUGAUGCGCUUAAAACCCAUCAUGACUAACAAUGGUAAUUCCAGGUUCAAUUGUGGUAAAUUGAGGAAUACCUAUAUUUUAGAUCGCUUAUUUAUCUUCUUCCUUUCAAUGUCCUUGCCUUAUAUGGGCUUUCUUGGCAGAACUGAAUUUCUUUGAGACUUCUUGCUGCUAAACGGAUUGUCCAUUUUUAAGAUCGAACAUUUUUCUACUGAUCAAGUAUGAUAGCUGAGAAUCAUGUCCAGUCUUAUGAUGUUAUUUGUGUUCCAAUAUGAGGGUAAGAGAAACAUCUGAUUAAGGGUUCAGGUGCAUAUAUGAUAGUUAUACUUUUUUUAGAAAACGUAACAUGUUAGCGAGAGAAAGAUGUUUUAACUUGGAAGCUGUAUUAAAAUAAUAUAUCUUGGAUGCAUUGUCAUACCAUUUCUUCGAAUAUGUAUGCUAUCGAGAUCUACAUUUUUUGGGGGGUGAAUUAUAUGGGGGCUAUUUUGUGUUUCUAAGAUUAGAUGAUAGAAAAUCAUCAUUAGGUACAUUCCAGAAUAAUGACUUCUGUUAGGCUUAUGCAGUAUAAUUUUUAUUGCUUCAGCUCUUAAUAUUUCUAUUAAACGGUAACUUUUUUCAAACGUGCACUAAUAUUGAUACACAUAGGACAAUAGAAGAUUUAAAUGGGACUUGACUGAAUCCCUAAUAGGAAAUUUUAUUGUCUUUCCAUGCUGUAAAUCAGAAGAAAAUUGCCACAUAGAUCAGAUUAGAAAGUUCUGAAAAAGGAUCAUAAGAAAAGUGGUGAAAUUUCAUAGGACAAAUGUGUGCUAUUCAGUUAAACAAUGUUGUUGUUUUUUUUUAAAAAAAAAUCUGUUUACCCAUUUUAAGUUGUAUAUCAUUGUUGAAAUGUAUAAAACUGUGAAAUCCUGAAAACUCCUAAGAAAGUUAUUUUUGUAUAUAUGAAAUAAAAUGUAAUAUUUGAAAAUUCA